UAUAUAUAUGUGUGUGUGCGUGUGUGUAACAGUAUCAGUUCUGCUAACGUCCUCGAGUCUCGAGUCGUUUCAUUCACCCAAACGUUCUGAAAAUUGAAGUAGACCUCGCGUCUUCACCUAUGGCUCGCGAAUCAUGCCCUUCCGUAAAGUGCAUUCUUCUUCUUGAUUCUGAAGGAAACCGUGUCGCAGUCAAGUAUUACUCAAAUGAUUGGCCAACAAAUAGUUCAAAGUUAGCUUUUGAAAAAACUGUAUUUACCAAGACUUUGAAGUCUAAUGCUCGGGUAGAAGCGGAUAUAUCUCUGUUCGAGAACAACAUUCUAAUUUACAAGUUCGCCCAGGACCUGCACUUCUUUGUGGCUGGAGGUGAUGAUGAAAAUGAACUCAUCUUAGCUACAGUUCUUCAGGGGUUUUUUGAUGCAGUUGCCCUUCUCUUGAGGAACAAUGUUGACAAAAGGGAGGCACUUGAGAACCUGGAUCUCAUUCUUUUAUGCCUAGACGAUAUUGUUGAUGGAGGGAUUAUACUCGAAACAGAGGCCAGUGUUAUUGCGGGAAAAGUGGCGACGCAUACCAUGGAUACUGACGCACCAUUGUCCGAGCAAACUAUAACUCAAGCAUGGGCUACAGCACGUGAACAUCUGACAAGAACCCUUCUCAAUUGAUUCAUGCCUGCACAGGGAGAAAAAGGAGUUGGGUUCUUUUGGUUGUUUAAAUUGUCUCGUCUGCAGCCUAGAAAUCUCCUUCUUUUCCUUUGUUUAGCCGAAUUUUUGGGGCUUCUUAUUUGGUACCUCACAAAUCUUUUCUUUUUAUUUUUCUUUUGUUCUUUCUAUUCAGCUGUUUCUAUUGAUUUUGAUUUUGCCUUGCUGCGCGGGGCGUGGCAUGAUCAAAAUAAACAAUUGAGUUUGUUGAUGAACAAUUCCGACAGCGACAAGCACCUUGAAAAGACAGACAAUGCCUCCAAUAAUAUAAUAAAACUUAUGAAAGUGGCAAAGUCUGAUAUUGAUAUGCUUUAAGUUAUGUAACGAAAUGAUAGUUG
Carya illinoinensis is the source of this 1033-nucleotide messenger RNA. RefSeq names its product coatomer subunit zeta-2-like. The coding region runs from base 120 to 659 and encodes 179 amino acids. Gene Ontology annotation, cellular component: COPI vesicle coat. The transcript has 6 exons. NCBI's taxonomy places the organism in Eukaryota, Viridiplantae, Streptophyta, Magnoliopsida, Fagales, Juglandaceae. Gene Ontology annotation, biological process: intra-Golgi vesicle-mediated transport; intracellular protein transport; retrograde vesicle-mediated transport, Golgi to endoplasmic reticulum. The record is from RefSeq and is a predicted model, not a curated record.